This is a messenger RNA of Neopsephotus bourkii (Bourke's parrot), 1582 nucleotides long. It is a transcript of the gene RNF115, whose product is annotated as ring finger protein 115. The transcript has 9 exons. The coding region runs from base 49 to 882 and encodes 277 amino acids. NCBI's taxonomy places the organism in Eukaryota, Metazoa, Chordata, Aves, Psittaciformes, Psittacidae. Gene Ontology annotation, molecular function: ubiquitin protein ligase activity. Gene Ontology annotation, biological process: ubiquitin-dependent protein catabolic process; protein ubiquitination; positive regulation of DNA-templated transcription. Gene Ontology annotation, cellular component: nucleoplasm; cytoplasm. The record is from RefSeq and is a predicted model, not a curated record.
AGCGCCGCCUCGCUGGCCCGCCGGAGGACUGACGGCAGGAGCGAGAAGAUGGCGGAGGCCUCAGCGGCCGCCGUGCCCCAGCACCGCUUCUUCUGCCACAGCUGCAAGGGCGAGGUCAGCCCCAAGCUACCGGAAUACACGUGCCCACGGUGCGAGUCUGGCUUCAUUGAGGAGGUCACUGAGGAUUCCAGCUUCCUCGAUGGCAGCGGCAUCGAUGACAGCCCGGCCACACAGUUUGCAGAGCUUUGGGACCACUUGGACCACACGAUGUUCUUCCCAGACUUCCGACCCUUCCUGAGCAGCAGCUCCCUGGAGCAGGACAACAGGGACACCGAGAGGGGCCACCAAGCCCAUGCUGACCUCUGGGGCCCCAGCCGUCCCCCUCGGCUGCCCAUGACACGGAGGUACCGGGCCCGGGGCAGCUCCCGCCCCGACAGGUCCCCUGCUAUCGAGGGCAUAAUCCAGCAGAUCUUUGCAGGCUUCUUUGCAAACUCAGCACUUCCUGGCUCCCAGCACCCUUUCUCCUGGAGCGGGAUGCUGCAUUCCAACCCCGGAGACUAUGCCUGGGGACAGAGUGGCCUCGAUGCCAUCGUCACCCAGCUCCUGGGGCAGCUGGAGAACACUGGGCCCCCUCCUGCUGACAAGGAGAAGAUCUCCUCCCUCCCCACAGUGACAGUAACUCAGGAACAAGUCGGCUCUGGAAUGCUGCUGGUCCCAGUUUGGCUGUGCAGGAGCCCUGUGGUGAGCCAAAGCUCCUCAUGUCUCUUGCAGAUACAGGCCUGGAGUGCCCGGUGUGCAAAGAGGACUACGCGGUGGCCGAGCAGGUCCGGCAGCUGCCCUGCAACCACUUCUUCCACAGCAACUGCAUCGUGCCCUGGUUAGAGCUGCACGAUACGUGUCCCGUGUGCAGGAAGAGCCUCAAGGGGGAGGAUUCCAGCCGGCACCCGCCGGAGGCCUCUGCCAGCCAAGUGCAGGAGCGAUGGACUUUCUGAUGCUGCGGAGCUUCCCGGGGGGCUCUGCCUGGAGCAUCCCCCCCAAUGUACAUUGUAUUCCAAUUCCAACCCAGAGUAGCAGGAACCAUAGAGCAGGGAGGGACCUACUGCACUGAGUGCUGGCUUGCUCUCCCGAAUCCUUCUCCCAGUGUCUCCAUUGGAAUCGCCUCUCUAGUCCGAAAUUCCUUUCUUUUGGAGUGAUUUGCCUUGAGUUUUAUACUUUGGGAGCCCUUUACCCCAUCCCAAGGGGGGGCAGCCCCCUCCUGUCACAGAGGUUGGGGUGGGAAAGGGGAUUUGGGGCUUCUCCCCUCUGCCCCCUGGCAGCAGGAGGGGAUUGGGAGUGAAUCCAGGAGGAUUUGGCUGGGGAUUCCUUUGGCACUGGAGCAGCGGUGGCUGUCACACACCAUUGGAGGUGUCUCAGGUGAGGCCGAGGGGACGGGAGCGUGCUUGGGCCCCGGCUCUGAGCAGGAUUUAGUGGCUUGGGGGGGAGGGGGGUUUGGCUCCUCUGGGUCUGUCCAAGCCUCCCCCUGCCCAGCACCAUUCCGGGUUGUACCCUAUGGACCACAUUAAAGGCAACCUUUAGGAACCCA